Caenorhabditis briggsae is the source of this 879-nucleotide messenger RNA. The coding region runs from base 1 to 879 and encodes 292 amino acids. The record is from RefSeq and is a predicted model, not a curated record. The transcript is spliced from 6 exons. NCBI's taxonomy places the organism in Eukaryota, Metazoa, Nematoda, Chromadorea, Rhabditida, Rhabditidae.
AUGGAGGAUCAUAUUGUAGUAGCGUUGAUUACCUUUUUUGUUACUGUAUCUGGAAUCGCAUCAAAUACGUAUGUGUUUAUCGUCGCUCAAAAAAUGAGCUCGAUGAGCAGUUCGUUUGGAACAAUUACAAAAAACCAGACGAUUGCUAAUUCGAUGAUGUGCUUCUGUUUUUUACUAAUAGUUCCUCUCCAAUUUGGAUUCUUCAAAUCUUUGGUUCGAUUUACUCAUUUCAUUGGAUCAAUUGCAAUGAUAUCUGAUGAAAUAUCGAACAUGUCUCAUUUAUUGAUAGCGGUCAAUAGAUUUUGCGCAGUUUUUCUUCAACUUCAUUAUGAAAAGUGUUUCAGUAUUCGCAAAACUAAAUAUAUGCUUGUGAUAAUAUGGGUAACAUCUAUAGUUGGAUGUAUCAUCCUAUACGAAGUGAUUGGAUGUAAUCUUCAUUAUGAUAAGCCUUCGUGGAAUUUGGCUUUCAUACAAACGGAAAAAUGUAUCCAACUAACUUGGUAUUCUGAUUUCGUAAUGACGCUUGUUACUAAUUUGUUAACGGCAUUCAAGGCGAGCAGAAAUAGUCGAAUGUUGAUGAAUGCAGCUGGACUGCAAAUGUCAAAAACACAACGACAGCGCGAAAUGAACUUCAUUCGUCAGACAUUUUUCCAAGGGUUGAGCGUUUUCACCGGUCAGAUCACUUAUUAUGUCGUUGCUCCUAUUUUGACAAAUCCUGUGGUUACAUUUGUUGUUGGGUCAUUAUGGGGAUUUAUGCAUGCCGUUGAGGGAUUAAUCAUCAUUCUAUCAAAUAAAGAGAUGCGGCAGGUUUUUGGGCAACCUAAAAGAAAAACUACUACUGUAUCUAUCUUCGUGUCAGCGAAUUCUCGUUUUCAAUAA